Molecule: messenger RNA, 1320 nt
Organism: Prunus armeniaca (apricot)
Lineage: Eukaryota; Viridiplantae; Streptophyta; Magnoliopsida; Rosales; Rosaceae
Source: the annotation of a GenBank genome assembly
AUGGAUCUAGCUGAUGAAAUGCCGGUCAACAACAGAGAGGCAGAGGAAAUGGACAGAGAGGCCUCGGCAGAGGCUCCUCUCAGAGAGCCCCAUCUCUACCGGAACCAGUUUGGGGGCAUGGUGAGAAAGAAAGCCUAUAUCUUUGAUGGUUUUGGGAAGUUUUACAAUAAGGAAUGGGAUCUUACAGAAGGUAGGGGAAAUGAGUUUUGUUGGUACCAUGUGGAACUUCCAAAAGGAAAUCAGAAACUUUCUCAAUCUGCACAAUACCUCAUUGGUGUUCUUUGCCCGCCUUUGAAACUCCAAGACAUUCUCUCUCUUGUCAGCAAUGGACCAUUUUGUGGGCAUGUUGAUGGGGCUCUUGUUUUCAGAGUCAACUCUCCUGGACCUCCAUCCAGUGAUUUUACAUUUAGAAUUGCCGCUAGAAUUACUGAGAAUGCAGUAAUCACCGUGAGUUUGGGCCGUGUCCCCAGAUUGGGUUUCUCACCAGUAGGUCAAUCUCUUCUCUCAGAGAUUCCUAGUGUGGAGAGUCCCUCUUAUCAUAGAGGUGAGCACAAGGAAAGGAGUGGGAUUGUUAUAGGGGAGCAUGUUCUUGAGUUCUUAUUGACAAUGAAUCACUCUGAGGAAGCCGAUAAUCCAGUGCCAAAAUCUGUGUCAAAUCUUGUAGUUCAUAUUGUUGACACGCAUGUUGAUCACCUCCAAGAUGUUGUGACUAAACUUGAGAUAGAAUUGGAUUCCGUUGAGCUUCAGCUGGAUAAAGGCGGUUUUGCUUUGAAGAAACAAAUGCUAGAUGACAGAAGAUUUCCUAAAAUACAUCUAGAUCUGCAGCGCCUCCUGCAGGUGAUUGCUCAUGGGGAGCAAGUUUUUCCUCGGGUCAAAGAAAAAUGUUCCUCAAAACAUUGGUUUUCCAGUGAAGAUAUUAUCUCUCUUGAAGAGCUGAUCGGACGGUUGAGGAGGCUAAAGGACAAUGUAGGCUUUAUAGCAAAUCGUGUCACGGCAAUACAGGCUGGUCUAGACAGCUGGCAAGCUGAGCAGAUAAACAGGAAACUGUAUUAUCUCUCAUUCCUUUCUAUAAUAUUCCUUCCUUUAUCCAUCAUUACCGGAGUGUUUGGCAUGAAUGUGGGGGGAGUUCCAUGGACGGGACAAAAAGACCCAACGUUGAAAAAUGGUUUCCGUAAUGACAAGAGCCAUGAAGAGAAGCUGGUCCCUCAACAGGAAGUCAUUCCUCAGGAGAACCCAUGGAAUUGGAGUUCAAGAAAGAAGGGGCUACCUUCGGAUUUGAGGAUAGCAGAACAUUCACAAUCUUGUCCUCAUCAACCUUAA